This is a messenger RNA of Numida meleagris (helmeted guineafowl), 1117 nucleotides long. It is a transcript of the gene RABIF, whose product is annotated as RAB interacting factor. Lineage: Eukaryota; Metazoa; Chordata; Aves; Galliformes; Numididae. The transcript is spliced from 2 exons. Gene Ontology annotation, cellular component: cytosol; membrane. The record is from RefSeq and is a predicted model, not a curated record. Gene Ontology annotation, biological process: post-Golgi vesicle-mediated transport; small GTPase-mediated signal transduction. Bases 45 to 476 code for a protein of 143 amino acids. Gene Ontology annotation, molecular function: guanyl-nucleotide exchange factor activity; zinc ion binding.
UCCGCCCUUCGGGCGGUGGCAGCCCCAAGUGCGCAUGCGCGGCCAUGGCGGCGGCCUGUGCGGAGAUGGAGCCGGCGGCGGCGCCUCCUUCUUCUCCUCCCGCUCCCGUCGCCACCGCGCCGGGUUCUGCCGGGCUGGUGUGCGCGCAGGGGCGGAACCUGAAGGCGGUGCUGUGCCAGCGCUGCGGCUCCCGGGUGCUGCUGCCCGGCGCCGCCACUUUCGCCCGCCGUGAGCUCCUGCUGCCCGCCAUGAGGAAGAAGGCGGCGGCGACGGCGGGCGGCGGCGACGGGGACGUGCUGCGGGAGCACUGGCUGGUGCGCGACAUGUUCUCCUUCGAGAACGUCGGCUUCACCCGCGACGUGGGCAACGUCAAGUUCCUGGUGUGCGCUGACUGCGAGGCCGGGCCCAUCGGCUGGCACUGCCUGGACGACAAGGACAGCUUCUACGUGGCGCUGGAGCGCGUGGCCCACGAGUGACGCUGGCGCGGGGCUGGGACAGGUGGCGGUGCCGGGCUGCACCCCGCUGCCGGGCAGUCCCAGGGACCGAGGACAGGCCCCGGCAGCGCAGCACCCCUCUGCCCGGCCACCGAGCUGCCCACUGACCACAGGAUGCACAGCACAGCUGGAGCCGAGCCCACGUAGGAAAGGUGUUGCUCGUGGCAGAGCUGCAGAGCAGCGUACCGGGACAAUAUUGCAGGACUGCUUGGGGUCACGCUUGCUGGAAGCAUUCCUGGGCCUUCGUGGCUGCUCUGUCAUUCCUCCUUGUGUCGUGGCUGUUCUUUGUGUACUGGGAUGUCUCCCAAGGUGAGUGGCUUGUGGCACAGUCCCAGCAGUGCGGGUGCUGGCACAAAGCAGGAGGAGGAGAGGACUGCUGCAUUGAUCCACAAAGUGUCUAACCUACAGCCAAAGCAGCUGUAGGGUGUAAGGCCGUGUCUUCUGGUGAUGUUCAGAUGUUCCCUGCCCCAGACCUUAACAUUUAGGUUCUCUAAAAUCUCAUCCUACUUGACAACUGUAACCUGUAAGAGUAUGUGGUGCCUAAAGUGUGUGUAAGCAUUUUAACUAAUGUGGUUUUAUUAACUGAGUACUUGGAAAUAAAAUGAGAUAUGCAGAGAGCUGGG